This is a messenger RNA of Bubalus bubalis (water buffalo), 3845 nucleotides long. RefSeq names its product mitogen-activated protein kinase kinase 4 (gene MAP2K4). Gene Ontology annotation, molecular function: JUN kinase kinase activity; ATP binding. Gene Ontology annotation, biological process: MAPK cascade; protein phosphorylation. NCBI's taxonomy places the organism in Eukaryota, Metazoa, Chordata, Mammalia, Artiodactyla, Bovidae. Bases 132 to 1406 code for a protein of 424 amino acids. The transcript has 12 exons. The record is from RefSeq and is a predicted model, not a curated record.
GCGGAGGCGUGCCAGGGGGCGUGCCCGAAGGCGGGACCAAGGCGGCGCUGGCCCCGCCCCUCGGCCGUGCGAGAGGCCGAGCUUGCUGCAUUGCAGCCGCCGCGGCGCCGCUCGGCUCCUCACUCCCAACAAUGGCGGCUCCGAGCCCCAGCGGCGGCGGCGGCGGCGGCGGCGGCGGCUCCGGGGGCGGCAGCGGCACCCCGGGCCCCGCGGGGUCCCCGGCGCCCGGCCACCCGGCCGUCAGCAGCAUGCAGGUAAAUGAACUGGAACUUAUCUCUUUUACUUUAGGCUUUCAGAUAAACUUCUGUGAAAAGGCACAAAGUAAACGCAAAGCACUGAAGUUGAAUUUUGCAAAUCCACCUUUCAAAUCUACAGCAAGGUUUACUCUGAAUCCCAAUCCUGCAGGAGUUCAAAACCCACACAUAGAGAGACUGAGAACACACAGCAUUGAGUCGUCAGGAAAACUGAAGAUCUCCCCUGAGCAGCACUGGGAUUUCACUGCAGAGGACUUGAAAGACCUUGGAGAGAUUGGACGAGGAGCUUACGGUUCUGUCAACAAAAUGGUCCACAAACCCAGUGGGCAAAUAAUGGCAGUUAAAAGAAUCCGGUCGACAGUGGAUGAAAAAGAGCAGAAGCAGCUCCUCAUGGAUUUGGAUGUAGUGAUGCGGAGCAGUGACUGCCCAUACAUUGUUCAGUUCUAUGGUGCGCUCUUCCGAGAGGGUGACUGUUGGAUCUGCAUGGAACUCAUGUCUACCUCGUUUGAUAAGUUUUACAAAUAUGUAUAUAGUGUAUUAGAUGAUGUUAUUCCAGAAGAAAUUUUAGGCAAAAUCACUUUAGCAACUGUGAAAGCACUAAACCACUUAAAAGAAAACUUGAAAAUCAUUCACAGAGAUAUCAAACCUUCCAAUAUUCUUCUGGAUAGAAGUGGAAAUAUUAAACUCUGUGACUUUGGCAUCAGUGGACAGCUCGUGGACUCGAUCGCCAAGACGAGAGAUGCUGGCUGCAGGCCCUACAUGGCACCUGAACGAAUAGACCCAAGUGCGUCACGCCAAGGCUAUGAUGUCCGCUCUGAUGUCUGGAGUCUGGGGAUCACAUUGUACGAAUUGGCCACUGGCCGCUUUCCUUAUCCAAAGUGGAAUAGUGUAUUUGAUCAACUAACACAAGUCGUGAAAGGGGAUCCGCCACAGCUGAGUAACUCUGAGGAAAGGGAGUUCUCCCCAAGUUUCAUCAACUUUGUCAACUUGUGCCUUACGAAGGAUGAAUCCAAAAGGCCAAAGUAUAAAGAACUCCUGAAACACCCCUUUAUUUUGAUGUAUGAGGAGCGCGCCGUCGAGGUCGCAUGCUAUGUGUGUAAAAUCCUGGAUCAAAUGCCAGCCACCCCGAGCUCCCCCAUGUAUGUCGAUUGAUGUCGCUGCUACGUCAGACUCUAGACUAAGGGCUGAGAGGAAGCAAGACGUACAGAACCUUCACCCCUACCACAGUGUUUUUAUUGCUCGCCAGACACCAUGCACACCACGACUGGUGUUUGUUUCCAUCCCGUCUGUAUACUCCCGCCACCCCGAACGCGCAUCCCCGUGUGACCCGAGCACCCGCGCAGCGUCAGUGCCGGUCAGAGACCUCGCCUGCUCUCCCGUGAACGUGGAUGUCAGUACGAUCAGCUUGCUGACUGUGAUAAGACCACAUCGUAAACUCAUUUCUAGACUCGAAGCCUGGAGACGCAGCUGCUGGAAGGGUGUUUCGUCAGGCUUCCGAAUGCUGGAUGGAUGCGGUGGUGGCCACGCUGUGUCUGAAUGCAGGCUCUGGGCUGGAGCGUGCAGCAGGCACAGCCGGCGAGACACCUUGCCUUCCGGAGCUGGGAGACGGAGGAGGGGUAGACUUUCUUCACCAAGUGCAAUAGGUUGACUGAUUGGACCUUCUGUUGUUUGACAGUCACUGUCCACGCUUGGGGAUCCAUGUGCUCAGCCAAAUUCCCUGUUUGAAAUAUCACGUUAAAUUAGAGCACGUUUAUCUUUACCAAAAACUGUGCUGCGUUCAGAGAGGAGAACGUGAAAAUGCCGAGACGGAACAGAACGUGUUCUUUUCUCCCCCGCCCACCCCCAGUCCUCUGCCCUCCAUCAGGGAGACUCAGGAGUCUGCCACACGUCAGAGAAGGUGCUGAUUCUCAGAAUUCGGUGUGCUGCCAAUUGGAUGUUCCACCUGCCACAAACCACCCGGGCUGAGAAGGGAAGAAUAGGGAGGGCAAAGUUUACAGAUGUUUUUAAUCCUAGAAUCCUGUCUGGAACAACUCGUAGCAGCUAUGUAUUUCCCCUGGUCCCAAGCCUGAUGCUCUGGCCACCAUAACUCACUGACGGGGAGAAGUAGCUGGUAGCAACGUGCCUUGACUGAUCAGAUAAAGAUGUCUUUUAGGCAGCAAAAGACCAGAUCUCAGCUGUGUGACAUGACUGGUCCAGGUCUGCAGCUUCUGCGUCUCUUUCCCCACCUGUGUGGUCUGUUGCCCCUAUGUGACUCUUGCUUGAUCCAGUAUCUCACCUUUUUCCCUAUAACAGAAACCUUUAUGAUUACCAGGGAUGUUCCUUACCAAGAAUUUGUACAGCCCCCAGUGUAUCCCAUGAUCUCAAGUUUAAAAGGCUGAGAAGGCGGGGCCCAGCUGAUGUGGCAGGUGAUGGAAGAACAUCUCUUCUAGAGAUAACACUUGACCAGAGGAGGAUUUCUUUUACAUGAGUUCCUCACCUACAAGACUCGAGCAGGUCACCACAUUUCUUAGGAUUGGAGUUCUACAAAAAACAAGCCUAAAACCAAAAAACCCCCAAAGAGCCCCAGAAUAGUUCUAGGAGGCCGUUGAAAUUUGCAUCUUCUGCUGUCCUUCCUCCCUUCCCCGCGAGCCGGGUCUCCAUGGUCUCCCUCCGGCCCCCUGACGCCCUGCGUAGGUGUGAUGGUCAAGUCUGUCCAGCAGCGCCCUGAGCAGCUCCGCCCACUGGAGCGUAAAGCGGCCGAGGUCUGAGACGCGGCAGAUGCCGUGACGGGAACCAAACAGCGGUGGGUGUCGCUGUGUCUCCUCCCAGGUGACAGUCACGGACACUUCUCAACAACAAAGGGAGAAUGGUGCUGUUUACAGUUACAUCCUGUCAAUUUCUGAAUUUACCAGUGGUUUCUCGCUUUGGUCCACUCGCCUGAUCUUCCUGUUUUCUCUGCCGUGGCAUCGAAACCCCAGAUUUCCCAGCCUUGGAGGGGAAGCCCUGCAGCGCCUGCCCCUGACCAUGCCAAGCCAUCGCCCCCAUCCCCACGGCUCCCGGGGACUCAGGAGGACUCCGGAUCUCCGUGGUCACCCUUCUGUCUGGCUCCGCGUGGGGUCACUUUGCCAUAUGCAGAUGGAGAGGAACACAGUGCUGACCGUCCAGGAGCUGAUCUGACCAUUCUCUCAUGUGGAUGACCACAUAAAAAAGGCAAUUUUAGUGUAUUAAUCAUAGAUUAUUAUAAACUAUAAACUCAAGGGCAAGGAGUUUAUUACAGUGUAUCUUUAUGAAAAGGGUGUACAGUGUUCACACUCUGUAACAAUAGUGUAAGAACUGUACAUUGUGAGCUCUGGUUAUUUCUCUCCUGUACCACAGAAGCAUAUUGUAUAAAAACUGUCGGAAAGCUGAUGUGAAGGGCUACUGCCUUAUUUGUCUGUAAAAAGUGCAGCUCAGUCACAUGACUGCUUCCUGGAGCUUGGGAAUAGUUUAUCCUGUAUUCUUGUUUGAAUUCUCCCUCUAUUUAAGAUGUAUCCAUGGAAUCGAAGUGUCGAUGUAAUAGUUCUCUCCUCUUGCCUGCAGGUCAGUUGUAAUAAAUCUAGGAUGUGAUGAUGA